Molecule: messenger RNA, 6968 nt
Organism: Oncorhynchus masou masou (cherry salmon)
Lineage: Eukaryota; Metazoa; Chordata; Actinopteri; Salmoniformes; Salmonidae
Product: sodium channel subunit beta-4-like
Exons: 5
Coding region: 680-1378 (232 amino acids)
Biological process (GO): regulation of sodium ion transmembrane transporter activity; regulation of ventricular cardiac muscle cell membrane repolarization; cardiac muscle cell action potential involved in contraction
Cellular component (GO): voltage-gated sodium channel complex; plasma membrane
Molecular function (GO): transmembrane transporter binding; sodium channel regulator activity
Source: RefSeq, a predicted model, not a curated record
CACAUACCGCCUGCUGCCUGCUGCCUGUCUGCCUGAGCUCCAGGCUCUGCUGUCCUCGCCGCUCCCUCCCCCCACAUGCAGCUCUCCGUAAGGGGCAACGCUGACAUCCCCCGACUGCCUCCACAGCUCCAUUGCUCUGCGGUGCAGACGCUCGCUCUCUCCGAGUGAGUUUUUUUUCCUCUCCUCUGCUUGCUCUAGCUCUCAGGCUGAGGGAUUCAGCAGAUAAUCAGUGUGUCGGCGAGUGAGAGUGAGCGACUGAAGCAAAGAGAGAGAGAGAGCCUGGAUCAGGUGCAGGAGCCUUCCCUUCGUCUGUCUCUUUCUGUUACGCUCUCUUUCAGUCUGCCUUCAGCCUGGCACAUACAGAAGGGUAGACAGGACUCAUAAUCCAGGAACAAGCCAUCAAUUCACUCUCCUUCUCUGGGACUCACCGCAAAGGAGGGAGAAGAGGAGGGAGACACUCACAGCAGGACUUUGCAGACUGACAAGUCUUGCGUUUUUAUUUCUUUGCUCGCUCUGCGUCCCACCUCACCCUGCCCCUCCCCUCUAUCCCACCCGCACCCCUGCUUGCUUCAGCCAACACACACACACACACACACCCAGAGAGUGUAUCCAGGAGAGGACUGACAGACAUACAGAUAAACAGACGGACUGACAGAUUGCCAGACGGACCCAGUAGGAUAUGGAGUCCAAAGGAAGCGGCAAGUUCACUGUGUCCAGGUGUUUGCGCCCAGGAGACACCGUCCACGCCAGUGUUGUCGUCACAAUUCUGCUCGGGGUAUGGUGUGCUUCAGCGCUGGAGGUGUCAGUGGGGAAGGUGCCCUUCAUGGAGGCGAUGAACGGCAGCACGGUUCUGUUACCCUGCAUCUACUCCAGCUGCAUCGGCAUCAAGAACCUCUACUUCAACUGGCACUACAACGACAACGGCACCAUGGCGAAGCUGUGUGAGGCGGUGAUCCCUAUAGAAGGUGUGGAACCACGGGUGCAGGUGUACCAGGAGCGGAUAGAGUUUGUGGGCAGCAGCAAGCACAACAACAUCUCCAUCCUGCUGUUCAACGUGACCUUCGAGGACGAGGGCGAGUACACCUGUUUCGCCCGGAACCCCAAGGAGAAGAACCGCAACCAUAGCGCCGUCUUCACCCUGUUCGUGGUGGAUGAACUGAAAGUGGUUGACAAUACCGUAACCACCAUCAUCGUGUCUGUCGUUGGCGGAGUCAUCGGGUUGAUCAUUGUUGUCAUGGUGACAAAGACUGUGGUGCUCCUCAUCCUAAAAAAGUCUGCAGAGAAGAAUAAAGAGUGCCUUGUGAGCUCAGGACAGGACAACACAGAAAAUGGACUCAGCGCAGCCAAAGCGGACAACAAAGCCACACCAAAGGCAUGAAACAUGUGCACCUAUGUAUAUGUACAUAUAUGUUUGUACAUGUAUAUAUGUACACAUGAAAAUAUAUUGAACAGGCAUAGAAAGAAAGCUAUUAUCAAUGAACUGUUUUAUCUUUAUCUAAUGACACAUGUAUAACAUAAACCAAUGUGAAAUAGUAUGUCAAAUGUAUAUUUUAAAUUGUGCUAGAGAUUUUGGGGAACAUGAUAACUGAUCAGGGCUGGAUCAGACACUCCAAUGACACACCCUAAAGAUUGUGUAUCCGAUUCGGAGUUUAUUGAGGUAUUUAUCUGAAUCGCGCGAAAGCCUGCUUUCCGAACCUUUCUGGAAUCAACAUCAAUGUCUCACCAGUUACUCAUUCAUGUACACUAUGUAAAAACAUCUGGUUGACGUUUAUUGGGAUGAAUCUUGUCCUGGGGGCAGAGCUGAGCGGUUUCCGCUAGAUUUAAGAUUAAGGUUAGGCAUAAGGUUAACAGUGUGGUUAAGGUUAGGGUUAAGGUUAAGGUUAGGUUUAAAACAGAGGAGGCUGCCGGGUGGAGCUAGAGGAGGAUGGAUUCAUUGUAAUGGAAUGGAAUGGAGUCAAACGUGGUUUCCAUGUUUAAUGUGUUUGACACCUUUCCAUCAUUCCCAUUCCAGUCAUUACAAUGAGCCUGUCCUCCUAUAGCUCCUCCCACCAGCCUCCUCUGGUUUAUGAUCAGAUUUUUACUUUGUGGCUAAACCAGCUAGUGACCACCCUGCAGAGCCUCCUCCAGGACAAGAUUUGUCCCAAUAAACACACACACAGUAACUCACACACUGCCAAGUUCUACGAACUGCCAUAUUGUAUACUCUACAACAGCACAAUAUAUUCUGACCAUCUCUGCAGCUCUUUUGAUUACGAGACAUAUUUAUGGUAGCCUACUGCCCGAUAGAGAUUAUUUGUACUCUGCGCACCUUGUACAGGGGGCAAACAGCUUCCCUCCUUUAACCAUAGUGAACCUUCACAGUCCAUUUUUGACAGAAAGGCAAUGCCUUGAAAGCUGAUCCGGAACUAAUUCCAUAGAGUAUCAAUUGUGCCUAUUCAAUAGGAUAUACAGUAACUAAAAGAUCUUCACCACUAUGAUGAACGACUGCUACGGUUACUAAGGCCAAGACUCUUCAUUAGAUCUGCGUACAGAGUACAAAUAGUGUCCUUUGGACGGCAACGCAGUGGGCUGAGUCAUGAGCACAAUGUCACUGUGGAGGAAAGGACUGUGAUACAGGAGAAGAGGAAGAAGGGAGUCAUUGGAGUGUAUAUUAGAUCCAGGCCGGAAUUGGUUUGACUCAUUUUUGCAUUAGAUGAAACACAGGUGCCUGUACUCACUUCCUGCUCCCUUCGCUUUUAGGGAGCCUUAAAACCGCCAUGAAAAACACACAGAAAAAAAAGAUGAAAAAAAAAAACACUGAAAAUAUCAAAAAGAUCCAGACCUAAAGUAAAGACAAUUCCCGCGUAACCCUGUAGAAAUGAAUGAACAUUUUUGAUGCUGCUUCUAACAAAUAACCAAUGCAUUUUUCUUAGCAUGUGAAUGUUGUUUAUAUAUAUAUAUAUAUAUAUGCGACACGUCCAUACCACAGGAAAGACUGCUCUCUAGUGUUCUGUCAUCACCUGGCCUGCAUGCAUAGUGGAUCUGUAGGCUACUUGCAGUUUCUUCACAUCCAUUUCAUUCGAUGCAAACCCCCAUAGCACUAACAUGUUAAUGUGGUGACUAGCCCUAUAACAGGAUAAUGCCCUCCAUCUUCAAUACUGCAAAACAUUGCACCAUUGACUCGGAUGCCAACUACCAAGCUGGCUCAUCAUCGCUACCCCCUUGACCUUGUGUAGCCUACACUGUCCCGUAUUCAAAUCAAUUGCCAUAUGAACCAAAAGGCCCACUACUGGUAUGCAUGAGUUUGAGCUGCAGAAUGUAGCUACUACAAAGGUUCGUUGUCCGUAAUCAAGGCGUUCCUUUAUGACUCCGGCCCCUCAAGACUGAAUGUCAUAUUGCCUCGAUGGGAAACAUGCAAUUCUCAAAGCGAGCAUCUCAAACCAGGCCAAGCCAUAACUCAUCUGUUUUAAAUGUAUUUAUCUCAUUUUCAAACUGUUUCUACAGCAAAUGGGUUACUUGUACAUGCAUAUUUGUUCAAAUUCAGAGGUGCCACUUGAAGUGACGACCACACCUUUAUACAUCUAGGUGUGUGUAAAGCACCAUUGUAGUUGCAGAGCUAAGACCCAUACAUGAAUGUCCACUUCGUAGGUUUUACUCAUCUGAGACGGAAAUGUAGUAGGCCUCAUUUUCAAACUGUUUCUAAAGCAAAUGGGUUACUUGUACAUGCAUAUUUGUUCAAAUUCAGAGGUGCCACUUGAAGUGACGACCACACCUUUAUACAUCUAGGUGUGUGUAAAGCACCAUUGUAGUUGCAGAGCUAAGACCCAUACAUGAAUGUCCACUUCGUAGGUUUUACUCAUCUGAGACGGAAAUGUAGUAGGCCCCUCCAUCUCCGUCUCCUCGUCCUGAGACAGUAAAAUGUACAGGGCUUUAGGGAGAGAGUGGUGCUGUAGACUUCAGAAGGGUGUUCAUAGCAACCUUACUUGUAUAGAGUAUCCUUAUGGACAUCCAGACUGUGGUUGAUAUGAGGAGUAGAGAGCGAUGUGCUAGUAGACUUUGCAGGGAAGGUGAUGUUUGCCCCGGUUGAUUAUAACCGUAUUGUGUGUGGCGAUAGAUAGAUAAGUUAGAUCUGGACAACUAGUCUGUCUAGGGAUAAUCCCUUCUCGACCUCCCUCCUUCUAUUCCCUCACCAUGUUGAGGUUAGCAUCUUUGGAAAGGUCUCCCUCAUCACUUGACCUGCAGUACCUUUUUUUUUUAUUACCAGGGGCCCCGGUGACAUGGAGAGCCAGGGAAUGCUUUUACACCGAGCGCUGCCAUACCCACAUCCAUCCCAUGGUUGUGAUUUGAAUCCUAUAGGGUCAUUUAGUGGAUGUAGUCGUGGCACUGGACUUAACGUUUGCCAUGUAAUGUCUUAGCUUUAGAGAGCAUAAGGUGACACACAUGAUAUUGCGCCAUCGUUCCAGCAGGUUCUUGCAGAAUCACCUUGUUCACCCUUUACCGUCACUGCCGUUUCUGUAUUCUACUCAUACAUGACCUGUGUUUAACGGAAGCAAUACGACCGGCAACUUUCAUGUACUGUUGUGGUGGUAAAACAGAUGAUGCAAUAGUCAACCUAUGAAACUAGAUACUGGGUACGGAGGUGUGCUACCUGCUUUAUGCACUGGUGUACCAUUUGCUUGCAUUGAUGUGGUCCAUGGUGGCACUCCUGUCCAUUGUAUUACCCCAUUGAAAACCAGUGACACACAGAGACACACACACACUCUCUCUCUAUUGGUUCCAUGUAGUCAGUGAACCAUUACUCCUUUGACAUUGGGGAAAAGCACACAAAGCCUGCCUCUGGGAGAAAAGCAAUACUAUUCAGUUGAUUCUUGUCUGUCAGUGUCUUUGUAUAAUCAAGCCCUCCGUUGAGGUAUUCGGAAGGAUCAUGUCGAUGAAGAAAAUUAUUCAUAAGGCUAGUUAUUGUAUCCGUAUCUUGUUUGCAGAUUCAUUGUCCCUUCUGUAACUUUAAUCAGAUCUGACAAAGUACAAAAAUACCAUUAGUAUUUCUUGUGUGUUACGAAGUACAGAGUUGUCCUUCACUGUUCACUGCUUCAGUAUCUUUAGUAGAACAGUAUCUGUUCAAGCCCCUCAGUAUGAACAGUUCCACAAGCUCUGAGCUCAACUAGCCAAGUCAGAACUGAGAUCAACCAGCUCUGAGCUCGACUACCCUUGUCUGAACUGAGAUCAACCAGCUCUGAGCUCAACUAGUCAUUUCUGAACUGAGAUCAACCAGCUCUGAGCUCGACUAGCCAUGUCUGAGCUGAGAUCCACAAGCUCUGAGCUCAACUGGCCAUGUCUGAGCUGAGAUCCACAAGCUCUGAGCCUGAUUGUGCACGUCUAAGCUGCGGGGCGCAGCAGUGAGCAUGCCCAGUGUAGUGAUCCUCUAGAGGCAGUCGCAUAGCCGCAGUGAUGCAUUGUGGGCCACAUGUUAUGAUGGACGAAAAGCUGCAAUCAGCUCAAGCCUGCGUCGCCGCGGCAGAUCCACACGACUCACCCUGUGAACCAACGUCUCAGGCAACACAGACUAACAGCAUGGCUGGUAGUAUUACUUACAGCACAGUAUUAUUAGGCACCAUUUGAUACAAUCUUAUCACACUUGCACAACCAUGAAAUGAAACAAAUGUCACGUGUCUGUUGGUUUUGAUACCUUGUGCACAUUACGACAGUACACAUAAAUGCAGCAAGCCUUCAAUGAUGAUUCACUGUUUUACGACUACAGCAAAAACCGGGAAAAUGAUACAGAGCUAUAUCUCACGUUCAGUGUUAUCAAAAUACUUCUAUAGCAUGGGAAAUCCAAUUAACGCUAAUACAUGCCAUGAAUUCUCUGCAGCUCAAACAAGAAUACUCCAAUUUGCUAAUAAUGCAUUGUACAUUGCCACAAGGUAUAUGUGUUCAAUAUAAAGAUCUACAAAGAAAGUCGGGACAUAAAUAUAUCCAGUCCUAACAUUGUCUGCUUCUUAUAUACUAGAUGUAUUAAUCAUCUGAUUUGAUACUAAUAUGGGUUUCCUAUGGCCCACUGCCAGAGCAACUCCUACUCACACUGCCAAGCCAAGAGUUUGUGAAGUCUGCUCUCUGCUUCCCACAUUCCAGUGCAGAGAACACCUCCUGCUCCAACCUGCAGUAUACUGCACAGUACAGUGCAGGUCCUCUGGCCAAACUGCAUUUUAAAACUCCUUUUCUAAGUUUUAGCCCAUCAAGGCCAAGCAAACAAAUAAGCAACAUAAAGUUGUAUCUAUUUUCAUCCUUAACACAAUGGGUGUGCAUUUGUAGCCAACUGAAGCUACCCACAGCACAAUCUACUCUAUAGUCUAAUAUAUAGGAAUUUACUCUGAACUCAUAAGGUAGCCAGGUUACUGCCUGUUAGGAUCACUACACACACACAGGUUUACACAGUUUUCACCCAUGAUCCUCUACUCCACAGAGCUGUUUAGGGUUCUGAGGAGGGGCUGUUUUCGCUUCCUCACUGGCCUCACCCACAGGUGUAGGGUCGAAGUCCCGAGACGGCCAGGCUCGAAUUGACUCAAGUGGCAGUAUCAUCCUGAUGUCGAAGUACAGCGCAUUUGCUCUUUGUUAUUGGGGUUUAACGAGUGCUGUACUUCCACAAUGUCUUGCUAAAUUGUAACGACCACUGUCAAGCCCAAGCUGAGCAUGAGGGCUAAUGUGGCUCGUGCAGAGGAAAACAGCUCGCCCUCUCACCCACCAAAACACACACCCGCUUACUGUGAGGCAGUCACUGACUGACCUGACUCAACCCCCUCAGUCUCAAGAGGUGUUGCUUCCUUUAAGAACUAUAAAGUGAAUGUGCAACACCCCCCUCCUACUCCUGUUUCUGUAAUAGUGUCUAACGUCCUCCCCUCAUUUACUAUGCACCCCAAUUGUUUUUUUCCUCUGGAAUUGUAGAGAAGAAAAAAAAGCAUAUAUACAGGAAAUAAAGGUUUGCAUAAAAGGAG